This is a messenger RNA of Sorex fumeus (smoky shrew), 8353 nucleotides long. RefSeq names its product CREB binding protein (gene CREBBP). Gene Ontology annotation, cellular component: transcription regulator complex; histone acetyltransferase complex; nucleus. The transcript is spliced from 31 exons. The record is from RefSeq and is a predicted model, not a curated record. Gene Ontology annotation, biological process: positive regulation of transcription by RNA polymerase II. Lineage: Eukaryota; Metazoa; Chordata; Mammalia; Eulipotyphla; Soricidae. Gene Ontology annotation, molecular function: protein binding; chromatin DNA binding; zinc ion binding. Bases 13 to 7305 code for a protein of 2430 amino acids.
CCGCCGCCGAAGAUGGCCGAGAACUUGCUGGACGGCCCGCCCAACCCCAAGCGGGCCAAACUCAGUUCGCCCGGCUUCCCGGCGAGUGACAGCACAGAUUAUGGAACAUUGUUUGACUUGGAGAAUGAUCUUCCCGACGAGCUGAUCCCCAACGGAGGAGACUUGGGCCUUAUAAACAAUGCGAACCUUGUUCCAGACGCUGCUUCCAAACAUAAACAACUGUCGGAGCUUCUGCGUGGAAGCAGCGGCUCAAGCAUCAACCCGGGAAUCGGAAAUGUGAGCGCCGGCAGCCCGGCGCAGCAAGGCCUGGGCGGUCCAGCUCCGGGGCAGCCGAACAGUGCGAGUAUGGCCAGCCUGGGUGCCAUGGGCAAGAGCCCUCUGAGCCAGGGAGAUGCUUCCGCGCCCAGCCUGCCCAAGCAGGCAGCCAGCACCUCUGGGCCCACUCCCCCUGCUUCCCAAGCACUGAAUCCGCAAGCACAAAAGCAGGUGGGGCUGGUGAGCAGCAGCCCUGCCACGGCGCAGCCCGGCCCUGGCAUCUGCAUGAACGCUAACUUCAACCAGACGCACCCCGGCCUCCUCAACAGUAACUCUGGCCACAGCUUGAUGAACCAGGCCCCGCAAGGGCAGGCGCAAGUCAUGAAUGGAUCUCUGGGGGCUGCCGGCAGAGGAAGGGGGGCUGGGAUGCCAUACCCUGCCCCGGCCAUGCAGGGGGCCACGGGCAGUGUGCUGGCCGAGACGUUGACACAAGUGUCGCCACAGAUAGCCAGUCAUGGACUGAACACGGCACAGGCGGGAGGCAUGACCAAGAUGGGAAUGACUGGUAACACGAGUCCCUUUGGACAACCCUUCAGUCAGACUGGAGGGCAGCAGAUGGGAGCCCCUGGAGUGAACCCUCAGUUAUCCAACAAGCAGAACAUGGUCAAUAGCUUGCCUCCCUUCCCUGCGGACAUCAAGAAUGCUUCAGUCACCAACGUGCCAAACAUGUCUCAGCUGCAAACAGCAGUGGGAAUUGUACCCACACAAGCAAUUGCUACGGGCCCCACAGCAGAUCCUGAGAAACGCAAACUGAUACAGCAGCAGCUGGUCCUUCUGCUUCACGCGCAUAAAUGUCAGAGGCGAGAACAAGCGAACGGAGAGGUCCGAGCCUGCUCUCUCCCGCAUUGCCGCACCAUGAAGAAUGUUCUGAAUCACAUGACACACUGUCAGGCUGGGAAAGCCUGUCAAGUUGCCCAUUGUGCAUCUUCACGACAAAUCAUCUCUCAUUGGAAGAACUGCACACGACAUGACUGUCCUGUUUGCCUCCCUUUGAAAAAUGCCAGUGACAAGCGAAACCAACAAACCAUCCUGGGGUCUCCGGCAAGUGGGAUUCAGAACACGAUUGGUUCUGUCGGCACAGGCCAGCAGAAUGCCACUGCGUUAAGUAACCCGAAUCCCAUAGACCCCAGCUCCAUGCAGCGAGCAUAUGCUGCCCUCGGACUGCCCUACCUGAACCAGCCCCAGACGCAGCUGCAGCCUCAGGUUCCUGGCCAGCAACCAGCACAGCCUCCAACUCACCAGCAGAUGCGGACACUCAACCCUCUGGGAAAUAACCCAAUGAACAUUCCAGCAGGAGGAAUAACCACAGAUCAGCAGCCACCAAACCUGAUUUCUGAAUCAGCACUUCCAGCUUCUCUUGGCGCCACAAACCCGCUGAUGAAUGACGGCUCCAACUCGGGCAGCAUCGGGACCCUCAGCACCAUCCCCACAGCGGCACCUCCUUCCAGCACCGGCGUCCGGAAGAGUUGGCACGAACAUGUCACUCAGGACCUGCGUAGCCAUCUAGUGCAUAAGCUAGUCCAAGCCAUCUUCCCGACCCCUGAUCCUGCAGCCCUGAAGGAUCGCCGCAUGGAGAACCUGGUAGCUUAUGCCAAGAAAGUGGAGGGGGACAUGUACGAGUCGGCCAAUAGCAGGGAUGAGUACUAUCACUUACUAGCAGAAAAAAUCUACAAGAUACAGAAAGAGCUUGAAGAAAAACGGCGGUCACGUUUACACAAACAAGGCAUUUUGGGUAGCCAGCCAGCCUUACCAGCCCCGGGGGCUCAGCCUCCCGGGAUCCCGCAGCCGCAGCCUGUGAGAGCGCCAAAUGGGCCCAUGCAGCUGCCGGUGAAUCGCAUGCAGGUUUCUCAAGGGAUGAAUUCGUUUAACCCCAUGUCCUUGGGGAAUGUACAGCUGCCACAAGCGCCCAUGGGACCACGCACCGCAUCAUCCCCCAUGAACCACUCUGUCCAGAUGAACAGCAUGGGCUCUGUGCCUGGGAUGACCAUUUCUCCUUCCCGGAUGCCCCAGCCUCCGAACAUGAUGGGCACGCAUGCCAAUAAUAUGAUGGCCCAGGCACCUACCCAGAACCAGUUUCUGCCACAGAACCAGUUUCCAUCCUCCAGUGGGGCAGGGAUGAGCGUGAACAGCACUGGCCUGGGGCAGCCAGCGGCCCAGACAGGCGUGUCUCAGGGGCAGGUGCCUGGUGCUGCUCUUCCCAAUCCUCUGAACAUGCUUGGGCCCCAGGCCAGCCAGCUCUCCUGCCCACCAGUGACACAGUCACCCUUGCACCAGACACCACCUCCUGCUUCCACAGCCGCAGGCAUGCCGUCUCUCCAGCAUCCGACAGCGCCUGGGAUGACCCCUCCCCAGCCACCAGCAUCCACCCAGCCAUCAACUCCAGUGUCUUCUUCUGGGCAAACUUCCACCCCAACUCCAGGCUCAGUGCCCAGUGCUAGCCAAACCCAGAGCACACCGACGGUCCAGGCUACAGCCCCGGCGCAGGUGACCACACAGCCUCAGACUCCUGUCCAGCCUCCAUCCGUGGCCACUCCUCAGUCAUCACAACAGCAGCCGACCCCCGUGCACACCCAACCUCCUGGCACGCCGCUUUCCCAGGCAGCAGGCAGCAUCGAUAACCGGGUCCCCACGCCGUCCUCCGUGACCAGUGCUGAAACCAGCUCUCAGCAGCCAGGAGCCGAGAUGCUGGAGAUGAAGGCCGAGAUCAAGACGGAGGACGCCGAGCCUGACGCCAGUGAGCCCAAAGGAGAGCCUGGCUCUGCGAUGAUGGAGGAGGAUUUGCAAGGAUCUUCUCAAGUUAAAGAAGAAGCGGACACCGCGGAGCAGAAGUCGGAACCAAUGGAGGUGGAUGACAAGAAGCCGGAGGUGAAGACAGAAGCGAAGGAGGAGGAGGAGAGCAGCGGCAACGGCGCGGCCUCCCAGUCCACGUCCCCUUCGCAGCCCCGCAAGAAAAUUUUCAAGCCAGAGGAACUGCGCCAGGCUCUCAUGCCAACGCUGGAAGCGCUGUAUCGACAGGACCCAGAGUCCUUACCGUUUCGGCAGCCCGUCGAUCCCCAGCUCCUAGGAAUCCCGGAUUAUUUUGACAUUGUGAAGAAUCCUAUGGACCUCUCCACCAUUAAGCGGAAGUUGGACACGGGACAAUAUCAAGAACCCUGGCAGUAUGUGGAUGACGUCUGGCUUAUGUUCAACAAUGCCUGGCUCUAUAACCGGAAGACGUCUCGGGUCUAUAAGUUCUGCAGUAAACUCGCAGAGGUCUUUGAGCAAGAAAUUGACCCUGUGAUGCAGUCCCUUGGGUACUGCUGUGGACGAAAGUAUGAGUUCUCCCCACAGACUCUGUGCUGCUAUGGGAAGCAGCUCUGUACGAUUCCUCGGGACGCAGCCUAUUACAGCUACCAAAAUAGGUAUCAUUUCUGUGAGAAGUGUUUCACAGAGAUCCAGGGGGAGAAUGUUACCCUGGGUGACGACCCAUCACAGCCCCAGACGACAAUUUCAAAGGAUCAGUUUGAAAAGAAAAAGAAUGAUACCUUAGAUCCUGAACCUUUUGUUGAUUGCAAGGAGUGUGGCCGGAAGAUGCAUCAGAUUUGUGUCCUGCACUAUGAUAUCAUUUGGCCUUCGGGCUUUGUGUGUGACAACUGCUUGAAGAAAACUGGCAGAACGCGGAAAGAAAACAAAUUUAGUGCUAAGAGACUGCAGACCACGAGGCUGGGGAACCACUUGGAAGAUCGGGUCAACAAGUUUCUGCGGCGACAGAACCACCCUGAAGCCGGGGAGGUGUUUGUCCGGGUGGUGGCCAGCUCCGACAAGACGGUGGAGGUCAAACCCGGCAUGAAGUCACGAUUCGUGGAUUCUGGGGAGAUGUCGGAGUCUUUCCCGUACCGAACCAAAGCACUCUUUGCUUUCGAGGAGAUUGACGGCGUGGACGUGUGCUUCUUCGGGAUGCACGUGCAGGAGUACGGCUCCGACUGCCCGCCUCCCAACACCAGGCGAGUCUACAUCUCUUACCUGGACAGUAUUCAUUUCUUCCGGCCCCGCUGCCUCAGGACCGCUGUCUACCAUGAGAUUCUUAUUGGAUACUUAGAGUAUGUGAAGAAGUUAGGAUAUGUGACAGGACACAUCUGGGCCUGUCCCCCAAGUGAAGGAGAUGACUACAUCUUCCACUGCCACCCCCCUGAUCAAAAGAUCCCCAAACCCAAACGCCUGCAGGAGUGGUACAAGAAGAUGCUGGACAAGGCGUUUGCAGAGCGAAUCAUUCACGACUACAAGGACAUUUUCAAACAGGCGACUGAAGAUAGGCUGACAAGUGCCAAGGAGCUGCCGUACUUUGAAGGGGACUUUUGGCCCAAUGUGCUGGAAGAGAGCAUCAAAGAGCUGGAGCAGGAGGAGGAGGAGAGGAAGAAGGAAGAGAGCACUGCAGCAAGUGAGACCACGGAGGGCAGCCAGGGAGACAGCAAGAACGCCAAGAAGAAGAACAACAAGAAAACCAACAAGAACAAGAGCAGUAUCAGCCGAGCCAACAAGAAGAAGCCCAGCAUGCCCAAUGUGUCCAACGACUUGUCCCAGAAGCUCUACGCCACCAUGGAGAAGCACAAGGAGGUCUUCUUUGUGAUCCAUCUCCACGCUGGGCCUGUCAUCAACACGCUGCCCCCCAUCGUCGACCCCGACCCCUUGCUCAGCUGUGACCUCAUGGACGGGCGCGACGCCUUCCUCACGCUGGCCCGAGACAAGCACUGGGAGUUCUCGUCCCUGCGCCGCUCCAGAUGGUCCACGCUGUGCAUGCUUGUGGAGCUGCACACACAGGGCCAGGACCGCUUUGUCUACACCUGCAACGAGUGCAAGCACCACGUGGAGACGCGCUGGCACUGCACCGUGUGCGAGGAUUACGAUCUCUGCAUCAACUGCUACAACACCAAGAGCCACACCCACAAGAUGGUGAAGUGGGGCCUGGGCCUGGACGAUGAGGGCGGCAGCCAGGGCGAGCCGCAGUCCAAGAGCCCGCAGGAGUCCCGGCGCCUGAGCAUCCAGCGCUGCAUCCAGUCGCUGGUGCACGCCUGCCAGUGCCGCAACGCCAACUGCUCGCUGCCGUCCUGCCAGAAGAUGAAGCGCGUCGUGCAGCACACCAAGGGCUGCAAGCGCAAGACCAAUGGCGGCUGCCCGGUGUGCAAGCAGCUCAUCGCCCUCUGCUGCUACCAUGCCAAACACUGCCAAGAGAACAAGUGCCCCGUGCCCUUCUGCCUCAACAUCAAACACAAGCUCCGCCAGCAGCAGAUCCAGCACCGCCUGCAGCAGGCCCAGCUCAUGCGCCGGCGGAUGGCCACCAUGAACACCCGCAACGUGCCUCAGCAGAGCCUGCCUUCCCCUACCUCAGCGCCGCCCGGGACCCCCACGCAGCAGCCCAGCACGCCCCAGACGCCACAGCCCCCCACCCAGCCCCAGCCGUCCCCCGUCAGCAUGGCCCCGGCCGGCUUCCCCAGCGUGGCCCGGACUCAGCCCCCCACCACGGUGUCCGCUGGGAAGCCCAGCAGCCAGGUGCCCGCCCCGCCGCCCCCCGCCCAGCCCCCUCCAGCCGCGGUGGAGGCGGCCCGGCAGAUUGAGCGCGAGGCCCAGCAGCAGCAGCACCUGUACCGGGUGAACAUCAACAACGGCAUGCCCCCAGGGCGCGCGGGCAUGGUGGCCCCCGUGGGCCUGAACGUGCCCCGGCCUGGCCAGGUCAGCGGGCCGGUCAUGCCCAACAUGCCCCCCGGGCAGUGGCAGCAGGCACCCCUCCCCCAGCAGCAGCCGCUGCCCGGCCUGCCCAGGCCAGUGAUGGCCAUGCAGACCCAGCCAUCAGUGGCCGGGCCCCGGAUGUCCAGCGUGCCGCCGCCCAGGAGCAUCUCUCCCGGCGCCCUCCAGGACCUGCUGCGGACCCUGAAGUCGCCCAGCUCCCCGCAGCAGCAGCAGCAGGUGCUCAACAUCCUCAAGUCCAACCCACAGCUGAUGGCAGCUUUCAUCAAGCAGCGCACGGCCAAGUACGUGGCCAGCCAGCCCGGCCUGCAGGCCCAGCCCGGCCUCCAGCCCCAGCCGGGCCUGCAGCCCCAGCCGGGCCUGCACCAACAGCCUGGCCUGCAGAACCUGAACGCCAUGCAGGCUGGCGGGCCGCGGCCCGGAGUGCCCCCGCAGCAGCAGGCCCUGGGCGGCCUGAACCCCCAGGGCCAGGCCCUGAACAUCCUGAACCCCGGGCACAACCCCAGCAUGGCGAGCAUGAACCCACAGUACAGAGAGAUGCUGCGGCGCCAGCUGCUCCAGCAGCAGCAGCAGCAGCAGACACCGCCACCGCCUCCAGGCAGUGCGGGCAUGGCCGGGGGCAUGGCCGGGGGCAUGGCCGGGCACAGCCAGUUCCAGCAGCCCCCGGGACCUGGCGGCUACCCCCCAGCCAUGCCGCAGCAGCGGCUGCAGCAGCACCUCCCCAUCCAGGGUAGCUCCAUGGGGCAGAUGGCGGCUCCCAUGGCACAGCCAGGGCUGGGCGCUGACAGCGCCCCCAGCAUCCAGCAGGCCCUGCAGCAGCGGAUUCUGCAGCAGCAGCAGAUGAAGCAGCAGAUCGGCUCGCCCGGCCAGCCGAACCCCAUGAGCCCCCAGCAGCACAUGCUCUCAGGACAGCCACAGGCCUCGCACCUCCCCGGCCAGCAGAUGGCCACGUCCCUCAGUAGCCAGGUGCGGUCUCCGGCCCCUGUGCAGUCUCCACGGCCCCAGUCCCAGCCUCCACAUUCCAGCCCGUCGCCACGGAUACAGCCCCAGCCUUCACCACACCACGUCUCGCCCCAGACUGGCUCCCCCCACCCAGGACUUGCCGUCACCAUGGCCAGCUCCAUAGAUCAGGGACACUUGGGGAACCCCGAACAGAGUGCAAUGCUCCCACAGCUCAACACCCCCAACAGGAGUGCGCUGUCCAGUGAGCUGUCCCUGGUCGGCGACACCACAGGAGACACCCUAGAAAAGUUCGUGGAGGGCUUGUAGCAUUGAGAGCGCGCCGCGGCCCGCGCCGUCCUCGGACCUUUUGUACUGGACCCCGGCGUCUAGGCUCCUUUGUUCCUAGAUGGAACUGCUUCUUCCAUGCCCCGGAAGGGUCGACCGCUGUUCAAAGAAACAAUACAAAGAAUAUAUUUUUUGUUAAAAACCAGUUGAUUUAAAUAUCUGGUCUCUCUCUCUCUCGCUCUUUUUGUUUUUGUUUUUUCGUUUUUGUUUUGGGGGGAGGGGGGUUUUGUUUGGAUUCCUUUCACCCUCAUUGGUGGUGACUCAUGCCUUUUUUUAACGGGAAAAACACGUUCAUUAUAUUCAUAUUUUUUAUUUGUAUUUUCAAGACUUUAAACAUUUAUGUUUAAAAGUGAGAAGAAAAAUAAUAUUCAGAAACUGAUCCUGAAAUAAUGCAAGCUUAUAAUGUAUCCCGGUAACUUUCAGACGUUGCGGGAAGAUUCUUUUCUAUGGUGAACUCUGUGGGCGUCUCCAAGUACUACCCUGGACGUUAGCAUCGGCCCCUGCGCGCACACGCACACACCCACACACACGUCUAUCUAUACAGACUGGCCGAAGCCAAACUCUUGUCUUGCAGAUGUAGAAUUUGUUGCUUUGUUUCUCCGAUAAAACUGGUUUUAGACAAAAAAAUAGGGCUGAUCACACUCUCUUAGACCAUGCUGAUGUUACUAGAGGAAAGGCGUUCUUUCUAUUCUUCCAUGUGAAACUUGAAAUGAGGAAAAGCAAUUCUAGUGUAAAUCAUGCAAGCGCUAUAAUUACUAUAAAUAAGAAAAUUCAAGGAGAUUCAAUCACUGUAUAGAAUGGUAAAGUACCAACUCAUUUCUUAUAUCAUAUUGUUAAAUAAACUGUGUGCAACAGACAAAGGGUGGUCCUUGAAUUCAUCUACAUGGUGUUAACACUUCGUGUUGGGGGGUUUUUGUUAUGAAAAUGGCUGUUUUCAACAUUGUAUUUGGACUAUGCAUGUGUUUUUUUCCCCAUUGUAUAUAAAGUAUCGCUUAAAAUUGAUAUAAAUUACUGAAGUUUUUAACAUGUA